Messenger RNA from Alosa sapidissima (American shad), 3313 nucleotides. RefSeq names its product brain-specific angiogenesis inhibitor 1-associated protein 2-like. The record is from RefSeq and is a predicted model, not a curated record. Gene Ontology annotation, molecular function: protein binding. Gene Ontology annotation, cellular component: cytosol; nucleoplasm. The transcript is spliced from 12 exons. Gene Ontology annotation, biological process: plasma membrane organization; positive regulation of actin filament polymerization; actin crosslink formation. Lineage: Eukaryota; Metazoa; Chordata; Actinopteri; Clupeiformes; Clupeidae. Bases 18 to 1367 code for a protein of 449 amino acids.
GGGACGUGCUGUUCCAGAUGGCCGAGGUGCACAGACAGAUCCAGGUGCAGCUGGAGGAGAUGUUAAAGUCCUUCCAUAAUGAGUUACUCUCAGAGCUGGAGAAGAAGGUGGACUUGGAUGCCAGAUACCUGACAGCGGCGCUGAAGAAGUACCAGAUGGAGCACAAGAGCAAAGGCGAGAGCCUGGAGAAGUGUCAGGCCGAGCUGAAGAAGCUGCGCCGGAAGAGCCAGGGCAGCAAGAACCCCGCCAAGUACGGCGAGAAGGAGCUCCAGUACGUGGAGACGAUCAGCAGCAAGCAGACUGACCUGGACACCUUCAUCGCUGAGGGCUACAAGACAGCGCUGUCGGAGGAGAGGAGGAGGUACUGCUUCCUGGUGGACCGACAGUGCGCCGUGGCCAAGAACAGCAGUGCCUACCAUGGCAAGGGCAAAGACCUGCUCACCCAGAAGAUCCCAGUGUGGCAGCAGGCCUGCGCCGACCCCAACAAGCUCCCUGACCGGGCCUUGCUCCUGUGCCAGCAGAUGGGCUCGGGCACCCUGGUCCCCAGCCCCCUGCACUCCUCCAAGGGCAACCUGGUCAUCUCCGACCCCAUCCCUGGAGCCCAGCCUCUGCCCAUGGCGCCCGAGCUGGCUGCCCUGAUGGGCAGUGGUCUAGGAGGAGGGAGGCUGAUGGGCCCUGAUGGCAUGUCCAUGGUGAACGGCACGACGGGUGUGCCGCCGGAGGAGUUCUGGGGGGAGGGUGCUGUGCCCCAGGGCCGUCCCCCGUCUCCCCAGCCCCCGAGCCAGGCCCAGCCGCCGCCCCAGCGGCAAGUCAGCGACGUUUACUCCAACACCCUGCCCGUCCGCCGGCCUGCCCCCGCCAAGAACAAGACCUCUGUGGGCGAGACGCGGACUCUGCCCCGGUCGAGCUCCAUGGCGGCGGGUCUGGAGAAGAAUGGGCGUAGCCGCGUGCAGGCCAUCUUCUCGCACGCCGCCGGCGACAACAGCACGCUGCUCAGCUUCACCGAGGGCGACAUCAUCACCCUGCUGGUGCCCGAAGCCCGCGACGGCUGGCACUACGGCGAGAAUGAGAAGAACAAGAUGCGUGGCUGGUUCCCCUUCUCAUACACGCGUGUGCUACCGGAGAGCGACAACGAGAAGCUGAAAGUCAAUCUGCACCACGGGAAGAGCAGCAGCACAGGAAACCUGCUGGAGCGCGAUGACCUGCUGCCAGCGCCUGACUAUGGCCUGACCGCCCGCCUGCUGGCCCAGAGCCUCACACAGAGCCGCCCGCGCCCCUACAGCAUGGCCGGCUUCACGCAGCCCGCACUUGAGGACUAUGACAGCCGCUUUGCCACAAGUUUGGGUCCAGAAUUAUCCCGGUUCUGAGUGGGCAGGACCUCCUGACCGCUCUCUGGAGGGCUACUUCAGGCAAACCUUCAACGACGACCGAGCAGCUCCGCUCUACUAUUAGUCAGGACUGGCCCAUGCCCCGUCAUCACAUCACUUUCUUCCUCCUCUCUCUCUCUCUCCCUCUCUCUCUUCCUUCUUUCUUUGUUUCUCUCUCUCAACCCUUUGCUCACCCUGUUGUUUUUUUCUCUCUCUUUCCCUUUUGUCUCUGUGACACUCUUGUCAUUUUUCUGAGCCCUCUCCUUUGCUAUCUUUUAUACGGUCUGUCUCUCUCCCUCUCUUUUCUGUCUUCUCUGAUCUUGAUGUGUGCUCUCACUCGGGCCAGCCUUGAGCUGUGACGGAGAGAGCCUGCUGACGUUGAGUACCCCGUCACAAUGGAGAGUGGACACCAACCCGUGACCCACACUAUUGUUGUGGGGUCGUGCGUUAAAUGCAGCACAUCGCAUCAUUUUCUAGCACUGUAUUUAAAUCAACUCAAGAUGGGCCUUUUUAAAUGCACAGUUUGUAUGUAAAGUGAGAGAGAUGGGAGGUGGUAGGUUUUACAAAACUGAAGCUGAUGUGGAGAACAUGGAUGCAUCUUAAACUGAAAUAUUUUUCACAUAGUUUGUCUUGUUAUAUAUAGAAAUAAUUUCAUUCUAAUCAAGUCAUAAUGAUCCAAAUGCGUCGUUUUUACUGUAAGUAUCCAUUUUCUAUUCAGACUGCACAGAAUGAGAAAGCAAUGAUGAGUGCUGGAUAUUGAGACAUUUCUCGAUAUUUCACUUACAGUAUCUUUAAAGCUGAAGUGUUUAGGUUUGGAUUUACACCAUUAAGUUCUGUUGUCUCUCUCAGCCAAACAGACUGCAAGUCCCCAUAAUCCUGUAUCGUUAUGGUGACCUGUUUCUGCUCAGUGCACAAGUAUAUGGUAGAUCCUAGUACCUGCUCCUUCUUUUGUAAUACAUACAGAAAUAAUUUGAAGAAAAAAAAAAAUAGCAAUCAUCUUACUCAGUCACUGUAAAGUGCUAAGAACAGUAUUCACUACAAUGCUUCUCUUCUGUAGAAAGCUAUUAUACAUAGUGACUCUAGUCUCAAGGUCAACUUGUAAAUCUGCGCUUGUAAAAAAUAGUUUGUUUUUUUUCUGACAGUGCAACUCUUUAUUCUACUUCAAUCUCUAGUAAUGCCUGUGCAAUCACCUGAACUGACACAGUGAACUUAUAGAACUGGAGCACCAACAACAUGGGAACAGUGCCUUCCUCUACAGUCUGUUUAGUGCUCUGGGCAGCUUUUUGAUUUGAAAAAGAAAUCCUUUAAUUUAACACUAGCGUAAGCAAAGGGAAAAUACUCUGCGAUGUUUUUCUUUUCUUUUCAAUUGUAGAAUUUCUUUGUCUUUUUCUAUCUUUUUUUAAUUCAUUUUCAAAUUGUGCUUGAAGACAGACUUUUAUUUUGAGCUUAAUGGUUUUAUCUGUGCGUCUGGGAGGUUAUCUGCAAGGGUUGUAUGUGUUUGUAGUUAUGCACUUAAAGUUGUGUUAAUGGGACAAAACUGAGCAACAUGCACAUCACUGCAAAUCCUCUUACAAUAACUGAGGCACUCCACAGUAUCCUGUGCUGGCUGCUUUGACGACAUUUGACCACUAGAAACAGAGAACUGAUUGCUCAAAAUAUGAGAAUGUAAAGAGGUGUAUAGUGUGUGUGUGUGUGUGUGUGUGUGUGCCGCUGCAGAGAGUUUGGUCCACACUAAGACAGGUCUUAUGAAUGGCCGAUAACCAAUUCUUAGUUAAGUGUGUGUGUUUGUGGUCAAGUGGAAUCAAUUUUGUUUUGUAACGUUUUUAUGUCAUACAGCUUAUCUUUUUUUGUAAUAAUUUGUUUGUCUGUAUGAAUGCUGUCCAAAAACUGUGCAGAAUCUAUAUCUUAAAAAAAAAAUAAUAAAAAAACUAUUUCCCAGAGUUAUA